ACACACACACACACACACACACAGAUUUUCCGCUCAUUCAGUAGGCUUAAAACAAAGCUUUUGGUCAGGUUGUAAUCUUUCCUUUUCUUUGAAAUCCAAAGGGACUGAUGAUGUCAGUUGGCCAGCAGCAUUUUAUUUAGGGCUGCAGCUCCUCAGACGCUCACCAGCAGCUGUUGUGAAUGUGUGUGAGCGCAUGUGUGUGCGUGUCUAGGACCUUCCCAGUCUUCUGAUCGUACAACUUUGUCUGGAAAUCACAUACAAUGACUCUCCAGUGGACAGCUGUGGCUUUCUUCCUCUAUGCAGAGAUAGCAGUCAACAUCAUCUUGUGUACACCCUUCAUAUCACCACAGAGAUGGCGUUUGGUUUUCAGCUGGAGAAUAUGGAACUGGUUAUCUCCAUAUUGGAACAAAUGCUUCUUUACUAUGAUCAUGGUUCUUAUUGUGCUUUUCCUUGAUGCUGUCCGUGACGUGCAGAAAUAUUCUGGUCCUGAGCCCAUGCACGAUGCCAAGGUGAACCCAAAUGUGUAUGACCAUGUCCACAUGAAGCUGUUCAGAGCCCAGAGGAACCUCUACAUAUCAGGCUUUUCUCUCUUCCUCUGGCUUAUCAUGCGUCGGGUUGUCACCUUGCUAAAUCAGGUUGCUGUCACCUCUGAGAACAGUGCAGGUCUUCAGGUGGAGAUGGACAUUGCUAUCAAAGCAGCCAAGCAGCACCAAGACGACAACUUAAUGCUCAGACAUGCUCUUUUGGAUGAAGAAAGAUCUAAGUCAGCAAAAAACCAGCUAGUGAAGCUGGAGGUUGAGAAGCUGGUAGAGCAAGUGAAGGCCUCUGAGGAGGCUGUGCGAAAGUCUCAUGCUGAAGUAGAAGCAAUGAAGAGGCAGGCAAAAGGUCUGGCACAAGAAUAUGACAGACUAUUGAUGGAACACCAUCAACUCCAGAAUCUCCAGAGUGCUGCAGACAAAAAGGAUCAGUAACCACAGGAAUACAGUGACUUGUUUUCAGGUGUUGUCUCUCCUCUUUCCAUGGAAAGAUUUUCUUCUCAUUAUACUACAGCUGUGUGCUAUGUACAGUGCACCACCAGAGGCCAUGUUUGUUUUUACAACUUUCAACUGUCAUUUACAACUACUUUUCCUUUGAUGUUUCAACCGAGGCACAUUUAUUUAAUUGAUAGGAUUAAACAAACAAACCGCUACAGUAUAUCAGAUAAACAGUAGAAUAUCAAGUUUUCAAAUACAUCUUUUUGGAUGUAUCUUGUAAGUAUCAACAAUGUACAAAUUAAUUGACAUGUUGUCUCAGGGGCUCCUGCUUAUAGUUAAUGCUAACAUUUAAAAGCGAUUAAUACCUGACAACACUCCAGAAAAACGUUAUGCUAUUAUGCUAAACUUUAGGUCACUGUAGACAAAUAGUGCACUGGUUAGCUCAAAGAUUUGACAUCUGCCUUUUAGCUUUACUGAGAAUCCUGGAAUCUUUCUUUCUUUCUUUCUUUCUUUCUUUCUUUCUUUCUUUCUUUCUUAUUGUUGACAUUUUAUAAUUUGCUGACAGCUUGGUUGGUGUAUGACAAAGACAUGAACAUGAAAAAUAAACAAACAAAUCCCCAGA
Molecule: messenger RNA, 1596 nt
Organism: Micropterus salmoides (largemouth bass)
Lineage: Eukaryota; Metazoa; Chordata; Actinopteri; Centrarchiformes; Centrarchidae
Product: B-cell receptor-associated protein 29-like
Exons: 8
Coding region: 261-971 (236 amino acids)
Biological process (GO): endoplasmic reticulum to Golgi vesicle-mediated transport; intracellular protein transport
Cellular component (GO): endoplasmic reticulum; endoplasmic reticulum membrane
Source: RefSeq, a predicted model, not a curated record